CAACAAAAGCUAAAACCAAAAUCUUAUUCCCCAUACUUAGAGGUUAAGAGAAAUAAAACCUUUUUCCGGCGACGAAAUGGCUUCUUACUCCGGUUGUUUCUUCGUCGUUACUUUGGCAGUUCUGUCACAAUUUCUCUUAGCCCCAGCUUCAGCCUUGGUCAACAGAGAAUUCAUCGAUUCCAAUUGCCAACGAGUCAAAAACAAACAAUUCUGCAUCCAAACAUUGACCACCUAUCCUCCUACCGCUGCUGCCACCGGCCUGUUGCCAUUGGCGGAGGCCGUGGUCGGCCUUGCAAUAUCCCACUGCGAGAAAACAGCCGGUUUCGCAGCCGAGACAGCCAAAAAGGACGCAACAUUGAAGACACAAUUCAACGAGUGCCACGACGCCUAUGUUGGUAUUUUGGCGUCUCUAAAGAGCGCUCUAUUGGAACUCAAGGACUCACCAGACACUGCCAACUACGACGUCAUGGUUUCUGGCGAUGAAAUAAGGCGUGUGAAGAGUUUGGUCGAGAAAAACACCGAUACCGCUUCUAAGACACUUAUGGAGAUGACAUUGCAGAUGGAGAAGCUUCUUGAUCUCGCGGCUGGAGCCACCGAUGCUGUUGACGACGAUGAUGAGAACUUACAUCGUCGUGCUUGAAGUUUGAAACUAAGUCGGGUUUUUUUUUUCGGUUUUCGGUUUACUUUUGUUAAAAAAAUAUGAAUGGAUUC
This is a messenger RNA of Arabidopsis arenosa, 711 nucleotides long. NCBI's taxonomy places the organism in Eukaryota, Viridiplantae, Streptophyta, Magnoliopsida, Brassicales, Brassicaceae. The record is from the annotation of a GenBank genome assembly.